Messenger RNA from Pleuronectes platessa (European plaice), 2156 nucleotides. RefSeq names its product ADAMTS-like 7 (gene adamtsl7). The record is from RefSeq and is a predicted model, not a curated record. The coding region runs from base 31 to 1950 and encodes 639 amino acids. The transcript is spliced from 12 exons. Gene Ontology annotation, molecular function: metalloendopeptidase activity. Gene Ontology annotation, biological process: extracellular matrix organization. Gene Ontology annotation, cellular component: extracellular matrix. Lineage: Eukaryota; Metazoa; Chordata; Actinopteri; Pleuronectiformes; Pleuronectidae.
UGUUUGUGAGUGUCCUCCCUCAGUUUCUCCAUGGCUGAAUUGUGGCAGCAGCUCGGUUCCCCGCAGCAGCUUCGAGCUCUGGCUCCCCUCUUCUUCAUUUGUCUUCUCUGCCCUCCCUCAGGUGCUCUUCCCUGGGAUAACGAAGCCAGUGCAUCCCCUCUGGAGGGGUUUGAGGUGGUGAAGGGGAAUUUCUCUCGGACUUUCCUGCGCGUUGGCUACCACAAGAUUGCAGAGAUUCCAGCAGGAGCGCAAAACAUCAGCAUACAGGAGACAGUGAAGAGCAGAAACUACCUGGCUCUGCAGACCCAAACUGGAGUGUCUAUCAUCAACGGAAAGUGGGUGAUUGACAGGCCUGGGAUCUUCACCGCCGUGGGAACACAGCUGACGUACCGACGACCCAAUGAAAUCCGCUCUCGCCUCGGAGAGUCCAUCACUGCGCCUGGGCCGCUCACUGAGGACCUGCACGUCUACUUGAUCUACCAGCAACCAGGUCCUGGUGUACACUAUGAAUACAGUGUUCCUUUACAAACCACAGAACCCACUCCUGAACCACAUGUACCUUCUGGUAUACUUCCCCUGGUAGAGACAGUAGAUCCAUCCCUCUCAGGCGAGAAAACACACCCAGGUGACAUGAGCAACAAUGACAUCACCCAGGAGACACCUUAUCACAACCAGGUUCCCACUGAACCCAGCGUGAAUGUUGACCUUCAGCCUACUUAUACCUGGACGAGGAGUGGCCACACAGAGUGCAGCACAACCUGUGGCACUGGCAGGCGUCAAGUGCUCUUGGAGUGUGUUGAGAAGCAUUCACAGACGACUGUUCCUGCUGACCUCUGUGACCCUGCACUUCAACCAGUAAACCAGUCAGAAGCCUGCAACACGCAGCCCUGCGCUGCUUACUGGGACGUGGGGGAGUGGUCGGAUUGCACCAAGAGGUGUGGGCCCGGCACUCAGCACCGACAGGUCAUCUGCCGUCAGGUCACUCACGUCCAUGCCAACGGGACAGAGUCCCAGGUGACCGUUGCACCAGAGCUGUGCGGGGUGCCUGAUAGGCCAGUGACCAAGUCUACCUGUCAGCUGAAAAUAUGCAGCCAAUGGGACGUUCGAUCUGAGUGGAGCUUGUGUUCCGUGCCGUGUGGGGUGGGCCAGCGCAGCAGGGAGGUGGUGUGUCUGAGUAACCAGGGUGACGAGGAGGAGGAUUACGAGUGCAACAUGAACCUGAAGCCAGACACACUGCAAAACUGUGACAUGGGAGCGUGUGCACGGAGCUGGUUCACCUCCCUCUGGAGCCAACGGUGCUCUAGAGAGUGUGGUCGAGGCAAUCGAACCCGGACAGCUAUAUGCCUGAUGGACCAUGUGACUGACCUUCCAUUGGACAGCUGUGAAGGGGAUCGUCCAGCGGAGGUGACCUCUUGUGACUCGGGCCCAUGUCAGAACCGGCUGGAGUGGUACACCGGGCCGUGGGGUCAGUGUUCUGCCGAGUGUGGGAACGGCACGCAGACCCGGAGCGUGGCUUGUAUUUACAACAACAACGGUCACAUGGAGGUCGCGGACCAGCCGAAAUGUUCGGAUCUGCCUCAGCCAAUCACAGCUCAGACCUGCAACCUGAAGCCGUGUGGUGCCCAGUGGUAUUUCACAGAGUGGAGCGCGUGUUCUCGGUCCUGUAACGGGGGUUACCGCGUACGGGAGGCCAACUGUCUCGCUGACAGUGUGGCCCCGAGCGACCGCUGUGACCCCAGUUUGACCCCGGAGAGUCGUGAAGAAUGCAAUAAACAACCGUGUCUAGCCGAGAUAAGUCCAUCGUGCAGUGACCAGUAUCAUAACUGCAUGGUGGUGGUUCAAGCCCGACUCUGCAUUUACAAUUACUACAGAGGGGUCUGCUGCGCCUCCUGCUCCCGUGUACAGAAGACGUACCCCAACUCGUUUCAAAAGAACCACAUCCGAAGGUGAUGCCCCCUCGAGAGGAUUCAAUUCACCUCAGGUCACAGCUCCGUGGGGAAAAUGAGUGAGGUGUGUGAAAUCGACUCCUAGUUCUGUUCGGAGAGAGAUCAGUUUAAUAUUCAGCCGCUCGGUCUGCGACAGUCACACAGUCGUACACUAUGUUUAGGUCCAGAGUGUUUUCCUUCUCAGUGUAACUUUACAUUGGACUGCUCACG